This is a messenger RNA of Lizanozyma spartinae, 429 nucleotides long. RefSeq names its product Nce4p (gene NCE4). The transcript has a single exon. The record is from RefSeq and is a predicted model, not a curated record. Lineage: Eukaryota; Fungi; Ascomycota; Pichiomycetes; Serinales; Debaryomycetaceae. Bases 1 to 429 code for a protein of 142 amino acids.
AUGGGGAAGAAGCCAGCACGUGAAGUGAUCCGAGAUAUUCCCAUUGAUGAUGAGGGUGACUCGAACAUUAUAAAUGUGAAUCAAUCUCGAGAUGGUGGUGCCGAAAAUAAUGUGCUCAAGUUAUUGUUAAGUGAUAGGUAUGAUAACUUGUCUUACGCGUUUGAAUAUGUUGAUACACUCAGGUUUCUUAGAAACAAACGUCAGGAAACAGGGACACCCUUGAACGUGCCAUUAGGUGGACGUUUGGUGGUUCAUAAAGGAACUUUGAUCAAAUAUGGUGUUUUAAUGUUACACUCAGCACAAUGUCAGUAUUUAGGAGCUUGUGAUGAUGACAAGACAUUGGUGGAACGGCUCAAUUCAGGGACUGUGCAAAAGAACAUCAGCUUGCUUCAAGAUGAAGUAAAGAAAAGUAAAUUCUACAAAAGCUAA